Penicillium angulare is the source of this 1410-nucleotide messenger RNA. RefSeq names its product RuvB family ATP-dependent DNA helicase reptin (gene rvb2). The record is from RefSeq and is a predicted model, not a curated record. Bases 1 to 1410 code for a protein of 469 amino acids. Lineage: Eukaryota; Fungi; Ascomycota; Eurotiomycetes; Eurotiales; Aspergillaceae. Gene Ontology annotation, molecular function: DNA helicase activity; ATP binding; ATP hydrolysis activity. The transcript is spliced from 3 exons. Gene Ontology annotation, cellular component: R2TP complex; NuA4 histone acetyltransferase complex; Ino80 complex. Gene Ontology annotation, biological process: chromatin remodeling; box C/D snoRNP assembly; regulation of transcription by RNA polymerase II.
AUGGCGGCAGCAAUUUCCACCGUCGCGGAGAGCAAGGAGCUCCGGGGGCUGAACCUCAUUGCCGCCCAUUCGCAUAUUAGAGGUUUGGGGGUAGAUGUCGAUUCUCUGCAACCGCGAGGCUCUUCUCAGGGACUGGUUGGUCAGGAGAAGGCUCGCAAGGCAGCCGCGGUUAUUCUACAAAUGGUGAGAGAGGGUAAGAUCGCAGGUCGUGCUGUCCUGAUUGCUGGACCUCCCAGCACAGGAAAGACCGCGAUCGCGAUGGGCAUGGCACAGUCGCUAGGACCCGAUGUACCUUUCACAAUGCUGGCUUCCUCAGAGAUCUUCUCGAUGGAGAUGUCAAAGACCGAAGCUCUCACUCAGGCUUUCCGCAGAUCUAUUGGAGUGCGCAUCAAGGAAGAGAGUGAGAUCAUCGAAGGUGAAGUUGUCGAAAUCCAGAUUGACCGCAGUGUCACCGGGGGUAACAAACAAGGAAAGCUCACGAUUAAGACGACCGACAUGGAGACAAUCUAUGAUAUGGGCACAAAAAUGAUCGACUCUAUGACCAAGGAGCGAGUAAUGGCCGGAGACGUUAUUUCGAUCGAUAAAUCUUCUGGUAAAAUCACCAAGCUUGGUCGGUCGUAUGCUCGUUCACGAGACUAUGACGCUAUGGGCGCCGACACGAAGUUUGUUCAGUGCCCAGAGGGCGAGCUUCAGGUUCGCAAAGAAAUUGUCCACACCGUCAGCCUUCACGAGAUUGAUGUAAUCAACUCGCGAUCACAAGGGUUCCUGGCAUUGUUUUCAGGUGACACUGGCGAGAUCCGUAGCGAGGUUCGAGAUCAAAUCAACACCAAAGUGGCCGAGUGGAAGGAAGAGGGCAAGGCGGAAAUUAUCCCAGGUGUCCUGUUCAUCGAUGAAGUUCACAUGCUUGAUAUUGAAUGUUUCUCCUACAUUAAUCGCGCUUUGGAGGCCGAGUUAGCACCCAUUGUCAUCAUGGCCAGCAACCGUGGCCAAGCUCGCAUUCGGGGAACCACCUACACCUCCCCUCACGGUCUCCCUCUUGAUUUCCUCGACCGCCUUGUCAUUGUCAGCACUCAUCCCUACUCGGGUGAUGAAAUUCGACAGAUUCUGGCCAUUCGCGCGCAGGAAGAGGAAAUUGACGUCUCUCCAGAUGCCCUAGCUCUUCUAACCAAGAUCGGGCAAGAGUCAAAUCUCCGCUAUGCUAGCAAUAUCAUCACCACAUCCCAUCUCUUGAGUCAAAAGCGCAAAGCCAAGGAAGUCAGCAUUGAUGACGUCCAGCGAAGCUUCCGCUUGUUCUAUGACCCAGGUCGCAGUGUCAAAUUCGUCAACCAGUACGAGGAUCGUUUUAUUGGGGACCAGGGCACAGUUUCUUUCUCUGCGGCUACUAAUGGCGACGCCAUGGAGAUCUCAUAA